This is a messenger RNA of Peronospora matthiolae, 687 nucleotides long. The record is from the annotation of a GenBank genome assembly. Lineage: Eukaryota; Oomycota; Peronosporomycetes; Peronosporales; Peronosporaceae.
AUGGCAGACGACGACGCCGUGAUCCGCCGUCGGUUGCUCACUCGCACGAGCACUGUGGGCCAAUCAGGGUUCAAGAAGUGCACCGAGACAAUUUUGACACUGGUGGAUUUCUUACUGGACGAGUCCGUGGACACUGAGACGUGCAAGCAAGAGCUGGACGCGCUCUUCUGGGAGAUGGCCCAGCUGGAGUUUGAGGCUAAUAAGACGGAGAUCUGGAACUAUACGUGCGAUCGCGAGCUUGAGGAGUACGAGACGCUCAAUGCGGAGAUUGACACGUCGAUUUCUAAAGUGACCAAGGACAUUGAAGAGCUCAAGCAGAGCGUGUACGUGGAGAAGAGAGUGCGUGCGUACAAGGAGGAGUACGAGGCCAUUGCUCGGGUGAUUAAUGAGCUGCCGACUCGACGGGAAGUUACAGCGGAGAUUGAGCAUGAGAAGAAACGACUUGAAGACGCGACGAAGGCGAUGGAGGCAGUGGAGAAGCAGCUCGACUUGCGCACGAAACAGUUUGCGCUCUUGAUGAACACGAUCCAGAAUUUACAGGCCACUUUAAGCGAGGAUAUGGCGGAGGACGAGCAGGACAAGGACAAUGAUGAACAGCAGGAGGACGAGGAGAUGGAAGAGGAUGAAGAGAGCAAGGCUGCGGUGGUCUCGAAAAGUGAAGACGACCGUCCUCCGUCAUCUCCAUGA